AUGGGCCAGGUUUUCGGCAAUACGAACAAUGUACACGGCGAAUAUUCAACGACCACGAGCAAAUAUGUUGGUAUUAAGUGUCCAGUAUGUAACAAAUUUGUGUUGCCCGACGAUAUUGAAUGCCAUUUAGUUAUGUGCCUCACCAAGCCGCGACUGUCAUACAAUGAGGAUGUUUUAUCCGAUGCCAAAGGCGAAUGUGUAAUUUGCUUAGAAGAUUUGAAUCCCGGUGAUAUUAUUGCACGAUUGCCGUGCUUAUGUAUUUAUCAUAAAGGCUGCAUCGAUCGAUGGUUCGAGGUGAAUCGAUCCUGCCCCGAGCAUCCAGGCGACUAG
Bactrocera oleae (olive fruit fly) is the source of this 330-nucleotide messenger RNA. Lineage: Eukaryota; Metazoa; Arthropoda; Insecta; Diptera; Tephritidae. The record is from RefSeq and is a predicted model, not a curated record.